This is a messenger RNA of Mauremys mutica (yellowpond turtle), 2134 nucleotides long. It is a transcript of the gene THPO, whose product is annotated as thrombopoietin. Gene Ontology annotation, molecular function: cytokine activity; hormone activity. Lineage: Eukaryota; Metazoa; Chordata; Testudines; Geoemydidae. Gene Ontology annotation, cellular component: extracellular region. Gene Ontology annotation, biological process: positive regulation of ERK1 and ERK2 cascade; cell population proliferation; positive regulation of hematopoietic stem cell proliferation. Bases 882 to 1523 code for a protein of 213 amino acids. The transcript has 5 exons. The record is from RefSeq and is a predicted model, not a curated record.
CAGGGCUGGAUUGGCUCACACGGACAUGAGGGUAACGGGCCCCUUAGAUCUCCCAGGGCAGGAUGGUGGAUGUCGGGGGUCUGGGGCAGGAUCAUCAGCAUCUCUGUGUGUCACUUAGGGGACCUUGCAGGGGUGGGGAUGGUCUGCAGCCCUGAGCCCACAGGCAGGACUCCGGUGCUGGGGGAGUGAAGGGGGUGCUGGGAACCCUGCUCACUGACUGCACCGUCUCCAUUCCAGGUGUCCCGAGAGCAGCCCUUGAACCCUGACCUCCUGGCUGGAUCGCUGGGGCUUUCUGGGGGAACCAGCCAGCUGUGCAGCCCAAAGCAGACACCCUUCCGGGCCGCCAGCCGUGGGGAGCCAGCGCCGGGCCCCCAGCUUGCAUGCCGUUCACGCUUUGGGGCGCUAAACUUCCCGCAGUCUGUGCUGCGAGAGCCGGUGGGCAGGAGACGCAGACCCAGCGGGCAGUGAGGCUCGCCCAGCUCCUCGCCCGGCUCGUGCAGAGGGGGAGCUGGUGGGGCCGGUUCAUGGCACGAGCCGUAUCGCGCGCCAGCGGGUGAGCGCAGCAAGGUGGCUGCCUCCGAGCUCCCAGCCCGUGUUCAGGACUCCAGCCCUGCGAGCCAAGGAGGAAGCUGGGGGAAGCAGGAAGCCUUCCCAAGGGCUCACGCUCUGUGACCCAGUGCCUUUCCUCGGAGGUCAAGCAGCACAACAGGAAGCCUUGCUGUGGUCACUCGGCAGCGGGAGCCGUGUGGCGUCACUCGGGGGCUCUCCCAGCCCCUGCCCCGCGGUCCGGUCCUCGUGCCCCGCCAAGAGCCUGGGCGAAAGCUGCCCUAAAUGGAAGCCGGACGGGAGCUGGACAGCAGCCGCUGGCCCCGGGGAGGAAGAUGCAGUACAGAGACGGCCAGCUUAGCAUGGAGUUGAACCGGCUGCUGCUCCUCACAGCCUUCCUCCUCCACAUCAAGCUGUCCAGGCUGAGCCCGGCCCGGCUGGUCUGCGACAACCGGCUCAUCCAGAAAUACAUCAGCGAAGCCAAGGACAUGGAGAAGAGAGUGAGCCAGUGCCAGGAGCUCCCGUCGCUAACCCAGCCCCUUCCUCUGCCCAUGGUGGACUUCAGCCUCCGGGAAUGGAAAACGAAGACAAAUGAGACGAAAAGGCAGGAGAUCCUCUGCGACCUGGCGCUGCUGGUGGACGCGGUGACCGCUGCGCAGGGCCACGUGAGGCAGGAGUGUGCGGCUGCCCUCCUGGGGCAGCUCUACAAGAAAGCCAACUCCUUCCUCCUGCUCCUGAAGACCUUCAGCUGGCAGGACAGUGCCUGGCAGCCGGACCGCGCCUCCCGGACAACCCUGCAGAGCCACCCCAGUGUGAUAUUUCUGGUCUACCGGCAGCUCGUGCAAGGCAAACUGCGCUUCCUGUUCCAUGACCUGGCAAAGGAUUUCUGCCAGGAAGGAAGCCGGGGGGUGCCAGAGCCCCCAAGCACCCCACGUCCCCGGCUGCCUCAAGGGGACAGUGAAAGCCCUGCCUGCUGAUAGGGGUGUCCACCAGACCACAGGUGGAGACAGGGUGGGAAGGAAGCAGAUCCUGGCCCCCGACUCUCCAGAGAUGCGGGGGAAGAGCAGGGCAGAGAGGGCCCUGCUGGAGCAGAGAGGUCACGCCCAAGGACAUUAACAGCUGGCAGAGGACGAGAAAGGGGGCUCCUUCAGCCCUAGAGAGGCCCCCCACUGAUGGGCUGGUGAAUGUCGACCCACAGCGAAGACUUGAGAGCUGAGCAAAGAGGGGCCUGGCCCCGAGACUGGGAGGGGCCAGAGGAUGCUCUCCGCUCUGCACAUGCCAGGAAAGGGAGAGGACUCUGAGGAGGAGCUCCUGUGGGCGCACGGCGAGGCAGGGCCUCUGAAUCCAGUCAGCACACAUGCAACACGCGCAGACUCGUUCCUUUCCCAGGCCACGGGUGAGAGAACUCCCUGCCCGUCCACCAGCCCCGUCUCCAGCCAACCACUGCGUAAUCCAGGGGUGGGGGACUCGCUGUGCCAGGGGAUCAGCUGGCAGAACGCAGCUGUGGACUUACGCACUUGCGGGUAUACGACCCUGCGGCCCCAAGGCUCAUGCCCCCAGGUCUCCAUGCAUCAUCCCAGCCCAGCCU